AUGCCGCGUCCGGGCCCCCGCCUGUGGCUGGUCCUGCAGGUGAUGGGUUCGUGCGCCGCCAUCAGCUCCAUGGACAUGGAGCGCCCGGGCGACGGCAAGUGCCAACCCAUCGAGAUCCCGAUGUGCAAGGACAUUGGCUACAACAUGACCCGCAUGCCCAACCUGAUGGGCCACGAGAACCAGCGCGAGGCCGCCAUCCAGCUGCACGAGUUCGCGCCGCUGGUGGAGUACGGCUGCCACGGCCACCUCCGCUUCUUCCUGUGCUCUCUGUACGCGCCCAUGUGCACCGAGCAAGUCUCCACCCCCAUCCCCGCCUGCCGGGUCAUGUGCGAGCAGGCCCGGCUCAAGUGCUCCCCGAUCAUGGAGCAGUUCAACUUCAAGUGGCCCGACUCGCUGGACUGCAGCAAGCUCCCUAGCAAGAACGAUCCCAACUACCUGUGCAUGGAGGCGCCCAACAACGGCUCAGACGAGCCCUCCCGGGGCUCCGGCCUGUUCCCGCCCCUCUUCCGGCCGCAGCGGCCGCACAGCGCGCAGGAGCACUCGCUCAGGGACGCGGGCCCGGGGCGCGCCAGCUGCGACAACCCGGGCAAGUUCCACCACGUGGAGAAGAGCGCGGCGUGCGCGCCGCUCUGCACACCCGGCGUGGACGUGUACUGGAGCCGCGGCGACAAGCGCUUCGCGGUGGUGUGGCUGGCCGUCUGGGCUGUGCUGUGCUUCUUCUCCAGCGCCUUCACCGUGCUCACCUUCCUCAUCGACCCGGCGCGCUUCAGGUACCCCGAGCGCCCCAUUAUCUUCCUGUCCAUGUGCUACUGCGUCUACUCCGUGGGCUACAUCAUCCGCCUCUUUGCCGGCGCGGAGAGCAUCGCCUGCGACCGGGACAGCGGGCAGCUCUAUGUCAUCCAGGAGGGGCUGGAGAGCACAGGCUGCACCCUGGUCUUCCUGGUCCUCUACUACUUCGGGAUGGCCAGCUCACUGUGGUGGGUGAUUCUCACGCUCACCUGGUUCCUGGCCGCGGGCAAGAAGUGGGGCCAUGAGGCCAUCGAGGCCAACAGCAGCUACUUCCACCUGGCAGCCUGGGCCAUCCCAGCGGUGAAGACCAUCCUGAUCCUGGUGAUGCGCAGGGUGGCGGGCGAUGAGCUCACCGGCGUGUGCUACGUGGGCAGCAUGGACGUGAACGCUCUCACCGGCUUCGUGCUCGUCCCGCUGGCCUGCUACCUGGUCAUCGGCACGUCCUUCAUCCUGUCCGGCUUCGUGGCGCUCUUCCACAUCCGCAGGGUGAUGAAGACGGGCGGGGAGAACACCGACAAGCUGGAGAAGCUCAUGGUAAGGAUCGGCGUCUUCUCUGUGCUCUACACCGUGCCGGCCACCUGUGUGAUCGCCUGCUACUUUUACGAGCGCCUCAACAUGGAGUACUGGAAAAUCCUGGCCACCCAGCACAAGUGCAGAAUGAACAACCAGACCAAGACUCUGGACUGUCUGAUGGCCGCUUCCAUCCCGGCCGUGGAGAUCUUCAUGGUGAAGAUCUUCAUGCUGCUGGUGGUGGGUAUCACCAGCGGGAUGUGGAUCUGGACGUCCAAAACCCUGCAGUCGUGGCAGAACGUCUGCAGCCGCAGGUUCAAGAAGAAGAGCAAGAGGAAACCCGCCAGUGUGCUCACCAGCGGUGGGAUUUACAAAAAAGCCCAGCAUCCCCAGAAAACCCAUCUCGGAAAAUAUGAAAUCCCUGCCCAGCCUCCCACCUGUGUGUGA
Enhydra lutris kenyoni (northern sea otter) is the source of this 1746-nucleotide messenger RNA. Its product is annotated as frizzled class receptor 10. The transcript has a single exon. The record is from RefSeq and is a predicted model, not a curated record. Gene Ontology annotation, cellular component: plasma membrane. Gene Ontology annotation, molecular function: Wnt-protein binding; Wnt receptor activity. Bases 1 to 1746 code for a protein of 581 amino acids. Gene Ontology annotation, biological process: non-canonical Wnt signaling pathway; canonical Wnt signaling pathway. NCBI's taxonomy places the organism in Eukaryota, Metazoa, Chordata, Mammalia, Carnivora, Mustelidae.